AUGGACGCGAAGGUCCUCAUGGAGAGCUUGAGGGAGAGGGUGAGUAGUCCGGUCGAAGUCGUUCAACCAAAGAAGGACAAAGACGGAGGCGGCAGGAGCGGAGGAAGGAAGAACAAGAAAGGCGGCGGGAACGGCAGUAAGGAAGAAGGAGACGGCGGUGACAGCGACAACAAUGGGGCAAAGGAGAUGUACGGCGGAGCCGGCGAGUAUUUCGGAAGGAGCAGGAUGGAGUACAACGGAAUACCGCCCGGUUACGGCUACAAUUAUGGGUUUAUGUAA
Molecule: messenger RNA, 279 nt
Organism: Syzygium oleosum
Lineage: Eukaryota; Viridiplantae; Streptophyta; Magnoliopsida; Myrtales; Myrtaceae
Product: heavy metal-associated isoprenylated plant protein 3-like
Exons: 1
Coding region: 1-279 (92 amino acids)
Source: RefSeq, a predicted model, not a curated record